AGAAGUGCACAGUGACCUCUUCGCUGUGUACGUAACACACGUAAAGUUGGAGAGGAAAAAUGUCUGAACAGAGAUGUGAUUGUUCCGUUUUGCCUUCGACACCAGUGAACUCUUGGCUCGCUUCAAGGAGUUAACAGCGAGAAUAAGGACCGCAGUCAAGCUGUCCGACUAACGGGACAAACAGAAGACAGUCGGUUAUUCGGUGAAUUUCGUCAGACAGACGUCGUACGAUGCUCAACGGCCAACCAACUAAUCACAAUUCGUUUGUUCUUUAACAGCUUCAGUUUAUCCGCCUUUCGACUGUUUGCUAACGUUACCUGACAGUCGACAUAUUUAUCCGAAAAGUAAACGGCAGGUGAAGCAGCCAGUUAGCUGCUUUAUUUAUUGGGACCCUUCGGUAGCGGUGACAGCCACGUCAGCUAGUUUAAGGCUAUAUCUCUCUAGUUGUUAUAUUGAGAGCACUUCAGUGCUUUGAUAGUUUCAUAGUAUCCAACAAAAACAUAAAGGGUGUUUUUCAGAGACAAUGUCUCCGAUGGGUAUCCGGCUGUCACCGCUGGGUUUGGCGGUGUUCUGCCUCAUUGGAGUCGGUGUCAUCUACCACCUGUAUGCAGGGGUCAUCUCCAACCGCCUGGCUGCUUUCAGACAGAUAAGAACUGUGGAUCUGAGGGACCUGCUGGCUGUGUCAGUGGAGGCUGCAGUGCUCGGUGGCACAGAGGUGAAGAAGGUGCGUGAGGAAAAUAAUCUGAAUGAGAAGUCAAAGGGCAAGACAAAGGAGGGAGUUAAUGAGCUUCUGACUCUGGGGGACCUGCAGUCUCAUAGAAAGAUGUUUAACCUUAUAAGCAACACCUUCCCUGAAGUUACGGUGAACAGUGAGGAACAUGACAACACGGUGGAUAAGGCUGCAGCCUGGAGCAGGGUCAUUCCAACAGACAUACUGGACAAGAUAGAGGGAGGCAAGGACGUUCCUGCUGACAGCGUCACCGUGUGGAUCGAUCCUCUCGAUGCUACACAGGAAUAUACAGAGAAUCUGGUGAAGUUUGUGACCACAAUGGUAUGUGUGGCUGUAGAUGGUAAAGCAGUCAUUGGGGUCAUACACGUGCCAUUCACUGGCUUCACUGCCUGGGCGUUUGUAGGUCAGGGGUCAAAUAUGAGUCCCCGGUCGUCCUACAGUGUCAGCCCUCCAAAGGCCAUUGUAUCACGUUCCCACUCUGGAAAAGUCAAAGGUGUUGUUCUGGAAGCUUUUGGAAACAGCACAACAUUAAUAGAAGCCGGUGGUGCCGGAUAUAAGGUCCUGUCACUUUUGGAGAUGCCUUCAAGUGAAACCAGUUCUAUGGACCAGGCAGACAUUUACAUCCACGUCACCUUUAUUAAGAAAUGGGACAUCUGCGCUGGUGCCGCACUACUCAGUGCACUGGGAGGUCACAUGACAACGCUAAAGGGAGAGGACAUCGACUACAGUGGAACCCCAGUUAACGAAGGAGGACUGGUGGCCAGUGUUGGUGUGGACCAUGAGGCCUUAAUCAAGAAACUUGAACCUGAAAAGCACUGAGACACAAACAGAGCCAUUAGUAGUUUCCUCGGGUUAUUGUAACAAGUGGCAGCCCUUUUCUAUGACUAAGAGUGGGCUGCAAACGUGACCAAGCCUGUGAUUUCAUCAUCGUGGGACACCAAACAUCCGGCAGUCAGAUGGACUGGAGUCACAGAGCAGGACUGGAACCAACAUGGCUGCCAUUGGAAACUGCAAUGGCUCUGAACGUGCACACUUGCGGUUCGGAGAAACGGUACACCUUCGGCUCCGCAUGCAUAUACACACAAACACAUGCUCACAGUGAACACUGUCCCUUCACCUACAGAGGACUACGCUCUUAACGAUGUGAAAGUGAGGAGCACAAUGCUAAACAGUACAAUAGAACCUAUGGAGACUGACAUGAUGGUUUUUCUACAUGUCAAGUCCUUUCUUCAUCACAUGAGAUUCCAGUGAACACACAAGAGUAAGGAGCAGCAUGUAUUCCAGACGGGCAAGGAAUCAUUGAAGUUCGCUUCACAAACAUUUUUUUAAGAAAACCUCCAUUAGAUAAAACAGAAUGAAAUCUUUAUUUCCUCCACCUUUUCAGGAGAGAUUUUUAAAGCAGUCCCACCUCAGUAUGCAGAACACUGUACUGAGAAUAACCACCACAUUUCAUUACUAGGCUGAGAAAGUGUUUGCAAAUAAAUAAGCAGCUAAUAUUGUAUGAAUUGGUCCCCAAAUUAAUAGUAAAGUUAUUGUAGACUAAAUAAUUUCCAAUGUCAUGGCAAGGCCCAGAAGAAAUCAGAUUAACAAAGUCACUAAUUAAAUGACUAAAUGCUCAAAGGGAAGAGGAGGGAGAUUAGUCUUUUUUCUCUUAUCAUUUUUUGUCCGAGUCAGAUUUUAGGCUGAUAUUAAAACUAUUCUCAGGUAUGACGUGAUUCAUGUUCCCUCACUCUCCUGUUUAUAUAUACACAACUGCAAGCACAAUAUGAUAACAGCAAGGUGUGUUUACCAAGUAAAAAACUACAGAAGCUACAAAGUCUACGAACAGAAGCAGCAAAGUUGAAGGGAUGCUGCAUGUGCCUGGCAGUGAGCUCAAGGACUGGGAUGGAAGAUGAUGGAAAAGUGUUUAAUAAACCUUAAAGGGAUUGUUAUGUUAGGGUUGUAUGAGGUACUUAUCCAGGCGGUGUAUCACUACAGUAGAUUGCUUUUGGCACGCCCCCAGUUUGGAGAAGCAGACAGAGUACCAGCACAGAAGCUAAGCAAUGUCCUGCUGGGGACCGGGGCAAGGGCAAAACUUAUUUUAGCCACCUAAAAAAAAAACUAAUAUCAGUUGAAGUGUCACUAUAUUUAGAACAUUGUCACCGCUUUACCUUGCCGUCAGAGCCCUCUGAAGGGGAACUGAAGCCGUUCUCUGUGCUCUUCAAAGCCACCAGACUCCUUUGACAAAAACCGUCAUUAUACCUCGCAGUGUGGGUGUGCAAUGUCUGUAUCUUCCUCAGCAUCCUGUAAAUAUGUGUAAUGAGUUGGACUGAAGUGAAAUCCUUCAGCACCUUCAGUCUGUUUCUCCACACAUCAACAGUGGUGGCUGGACUGUUCUCAGUGAAUUAAGAGCAGAGGAUCGGCUAACAGACUGGAUGGCAGUGAUGUUUCCGCUGCUGAGAAUAAUAACAAGUCCUAUCCAAUAUGUACAGUGUCAUUCAAGACUUUAACACUGCUGACAGAAGAAAAGCAUUUGUGUUUCAGUAGCUUUACGUCCCCAAGAACUAAAUGGAAGUUUAAAAGGCGAGACUAACCCGAGCUGGAUCGGUACAUUUCCUGCUCUCUGUUAGCAACCCAUUUCUGCUGCUGGAUAAUGUGUACUUGCAUGGUUUUGUAUUUUGAUUAACCUUCGGUACUCUCACACAUUUCACCCUGCUGAAAAUGUAAUCGCUCGAUCAAUCCCUGCUUCUGCAGACUACUGGUCCGUCUGUUUACAGAGAAUGUGUGUUCAUCAACAAACACUGACAUAAAGUUGGACUUAUGAUCAUUGUCUUGAAGACAAACUUACAUGAUGGUUUAAUGUUCGGUUUGUCUCAGCAGCCUUUGUACAUUUCAUAACCUUGUAUAGAUAUAUUGUUGUAUAUUUAUACAACGUGUAUAGAGGUUAAGAGAUAAAUGUGCGUUCAACAUGUUUUGCCGCAGACUGAAGACGAUAGUUGAAGACUGAGAACCUGUGGGCAGGUUGGAGGCUGCGCUGGAUGCCUUCAUGUUCUAAAUUCAAAUGUUAGGAUUUGAGUGCCUUUGAUCUGUACAAGACAACAUUGUAUAAGGAUGACAGCUCAACAUGAUUUCUGUUGCUAUGGUAACGGUGGUUAAUAUGCAAGGGUAAUGCUGCAAUAGCAAGUUAAAUGACAUGGAAAUCAUGUGUACUAUGUUGGGAUGGACAGAACAAGUAGAAGCAGUUCAGUGAGUAUGAGUCGGAGAUGAUGAUUAAAGGGCAACUCCACAGAAUAUGGAGUUAUAUUGUGUUUACAGGUGUUGGGGAGAACUACUGCAUAUGUGAACAAGUUGAAUAAAGACUUGUUGCCCCACAA
Messenger RNA from Cottoperca gobio, 4083 nucleotides. RefSeq names its product 3'(2'), 5'-bisphosphate nucleotidase 2 (gene bpnt2). The record is from RefSeq and is a predicted model, not a curated record. Gene Ontology annotation, molecular function: 3'-nucleotidase activity. Lineage: Eukaryota; Metazoa; Chordata; Actinopteri; Perciformes; Bovichtidae. Bases 524 to 1549 code for a protein of 341 amino acids. Gene Ontology annotation, biological process: phosphatidylinositol phosphate biosynthetic process. Gene Ontology annotation, cellular component: endomembrane system. The transcript is spliced from 8 exons.